This is a messenger RNA of Hemicordylus capensis (graceful crag lizard), 2431 nucleotides long. Its product is annotated as WD repeat-containing protein 90-like. The record is from RefSeq and is a predicted model, not a curated record. NCBI's taxonomy places the organism in Eukaryota, Metazoa, Chordata, Lepidosauria, Squamata, Cordylidae. Gene Ontology annotation, cellular component: centriole. Bases 298 to 1125 code for a protein of 275 amino acids. The transcript is spliced from 6 exons. Gene Ontology annotation, molecular function: protein binding.
UCCUGGUCUUGCUGUGGCCCUUGCUCUGGCAUCACGCUCAUCCAGAACAGGCAGCCGGAGAUGAUUUUAUGUUCCCUGCUCUGGCAGAAGCAGGGCUUCAUCCGACUGUCAAGGAAAGGGGAACGAUGAGAAAUCCCGCUGGGGCGGGGGGAGAAGGCGGUCCAGGAAAGGGCUGAGGGGGGAGAUUCCGCCCCCUCCCUCAGUGCCCCGAUCCAAGGCUUCCCCAGGACUCAGGGCAGGAGAAGGGGGCCGGAUCCUGUGGCACUCAAGCCGUCUGCCCAGAGGAGGGAGUCCUCAAUGACACCUUCUGGGGCCAAGGGGGUGGAGGACCAAGGGGCUGGUCCCUUUCCAUGUCCCCCCCCCCCGGGUCCCACACUGCCUCUUCCCUACAUUGGACUUCCCUCCCAAACAUCCUCCCACCAUUGGCCACCCCACAUCUCCCUCUCCAGACCCCUCCCGUCCCCCACGUACCUCAGCAAGCUGUAUGAAUUCACUGCCUCGGACGAAAUGCCACGCACUGUGGCUUUUCACCCCUCGCAACAGAUCUUUGCUUGUGGCUUCGAUACCGGCGUGGUGAGGACCAUCAGCUUAGCUGCCUCAAAGCUGCUUGAGGAACACAAGCAACACCACGACUCAAUCACGGGGCUGAUCUUCUCCCCAGACGGCAAUUUCAUGUACAGUUGCUGCGCUCGUGGGACCCUGGCUCUUUAUAAUUGUGCUGUCCAGAAAAGUCACAUCGUCCGAGUUCUGGCUAAUGUGGUGGUACAAGAUGCUGACCACGGGCCCGAUGCCUUGUCGAUCAGCGCCGACGGACAUCUCCUGGCCUUCGUGGGACCUUCUGAGUACAUUGUGACUCUGAUGGAUGCCAGAUCCCUAGAUGAAGUUGUGGAGAAGGUCCCCCUGCCUUACUUUGCCACGUCGCUGAGUUUGUCUCCUGCUGCCUGCGUCCUGGCUGUUGGCUUCAACGAGCACCUGCUGAGGCUGAUUGACCGCACAGCAAAGACAGAACAGGACUACGCCGGCCAAGACGAUGCCGUCGGCCUCUGCCGCUUCACCCCCUCCGGGAGGCGCCUCUUCACAGCUUCCUAUAACGAGAUCCUGGUGUGGGAGGUCCAGAGCAGAUGAACCCAGCUCUCUCACUCGCCUGCUCGAAGGAUACCAGCAUGGUGGCCGCUCGGAACUCCUCACUUUGCCCCGUUUGAGCUCCGAGAACUUCUGGUCGUGCCCAGGAGCUCUGGAGAUGCCCCAUUAGACCCGACACGGGACUGUUCCAUGGCUUUCGAGAAUAUGCUUCCGAUGUUUGGGGUAGAAAUGGCUGAUGGCAACUGACGACAAUGCAGGAGUUGAGGGCCAGCUUUUGCAUGGGGGACAGACGUCUCCUGGCUUGCUUGGUUUCAGACACACCUCUUCUUGAUUCACAGACCCUGGAUUACUUGCCUGGAAAUCACCAUACUGGGGGUGAUCCAGGAUUUGGACUCUUGGCUAGAUUCCCCCUCCCCAAAACUCAAGAUCAUCUUGGCUCAAUAGGGUAACUCUCUUGAUUGGAACUGAGGCAGAGAAGCUAUUUUGAGUGUCCCUCAGAUGUAGGUGUUACUUGACAUUUAUGGGGAUGGUUAGAAGUAUGAUCUUUUCCCCUGAUCCCUGAUAACAAUGCCAGUAGCUAAUUUAUUAGUCUUCCUGGUUUCCUCGGCAUGGACAGGGAGCAUUCUUGGCCACCUUUUCUAAAUGGGAUCACAGGUGGUUUACUUAGAAAGUUCCCUCCUGGACUGGGUCAUGGCUCUGUCCUCGUGUGGACUUGAGGGUGAGCAAUCCUCAAACUCGUUGGCUUUUUCAUAGAAGUAUCCCUGACCCCAGGACAGUGACAAAGCCAAGUAACAGAAUCACCCUUUUGGAAUCUCCCUUGAGAAACAGUGCAAGAAACAAGAUUAAACUCUUGUUCUUCAAAAAAAACAACCCAACCAAUUUUCAUUUUGAUAGUUGCAUCUUAUCUAAGUGGUGUUGAGAAUUUGUAAGUCAGAAGAGAUUCCCAGCUCUUUCCCCCCAGUUUGCUGAAUUCUCUCAGCAGCCCAGAUAUGGAAACAAAAUUAACUAUGCUCAGCAGAUACAGGAUGGCCACUGGGACCAGAUCUUGUGAGCACAAAGUUGCCUUUCUGAUUAGAAGAUUUAUUUAAGGAAUAUUUUAUAGUGAAAAAUUGUGUGUUUUUUAAACAAAGAAUGCAUUGGUAGUAGGGUAGAGAGCUGGUAAAAUGGAAACUGGACAUCAACUGACAGGGAAAUAACUAAUAUUUCCCUCUCAGAAUUAGACUGUAUCAACAACACACACAACUGCAUUGCUUUUGUUAUUUGUAAUUUAUUACAAGCUGGAAGAGAAGAAAACUGGUCUGCUUGUGUUUAAGUUUUGAUUCCUAAUAAACAAGUGUGUUUUUAUGCA